This is a messenger RNA of Chara braunii, 5039 nucleotides long. NCBI's taxonomy places the organism in Eukaryota, Viridiplantae, Streptophyta, Charophyceae, Charales, Characeae. The record is from the annotation of a GenBank genome assembly.
GAGAGAGAGAGAGAGAGAGAGAGAGAGAGAGAGAGAGAGAGAGAUUGCGGCAAUGAAUGCACGGGAGAUAUGGAGAAGGCCUUUGGACGGAUUGUAUAAAGACCUGACCAGUGGAACAGUCGGCUCCGGCCGUGAGCGUAGCAGUGGAAGAUGUACUCACACGGUGAAAGGGUCGGUGCUCGCGAUGGGCGUGAGGAGAGUGAAAGGAGGGGCGACGGACUGCAGAGUGCGCCGCCGCGGUCCUCGUCGGGACGUUGCAGGAUCCCGAUACCACUUCAAGACCGACUCGUUGCCCAAUCAGAUCAUCACCACGUUUGGCGCGACUUCCUGUUUGUUGUCAUCUCCUUGCUCUUCAUUACCUGGGCUGGUUGGCGAUACAGAGGCAAGGGGACGGCAAAUCCGACGGCGGAGGCGGUCAUUGCUCGAGAUCCCGACAGAGCCCUGCACGUGGAUCGCGGGCAUGUCGAAAACGUGGGAGCGGAGAUCCCUCUUCUCGGGAUCCCUACCGAAGUUGACGAAGACGCGUGCAGCGUUCGCCAGGAGUCCCUCUUUUUGGGACAGAAUGGGCGGCGGGAUAAACGACCGGCCUGCGGCGACGUUUGUCGCUGCGCGCCACCAUUGCUUGGUGGCGCGGGGUAGAAGAUCCAACCAUGCGCCGGGCGUGGAAUGGCUCGAGAGGAGUAGCUGGUCUCCUGUCUCUGGAACCGGCAGAAACCCAGCUGUGGUGGGUGUUGAGUUAAGUGCAGCUAGGCGGGGUAAGCGGGGUGUGCAUGUGCAUGAUCAGUCGAGAGGCGAUCGUCCCCGACGACGCCACGUGUCGUCGCAGGCGAUGAGCUGGCCCGGGGGAGAGGACUUCCUCUCCUCUCUUCGCGAUAUCGGAACGAGCGCAGAACAUAUCAGCAGCAGCAGCAGCUUGCUCGGCGACGACGUGGCCAGGGGUCUCGUCGUCGGGCAGAGGCUAAGAGACGCUACUGAGCUUCUCUGUCAGUUUGAGCACGGAAUGCGGCUGACGACGGAUCGAGGGCUGGAGGUGCUCGGUAAUGGAAUAAAGGAGUCGAUCGAUCUCUUGGCUUGUGAAGGGGCAAGUCUGCGACGGUCAUUGGUCGCGGCUCUCGAUGACGUCAACGAUAAUGGGCUGAUCCACAUGCCUGCUUACGCGAUGCCAGACCUCGCCGCCGGUCCUCCUUCCACGUCACUCGCUGUCGCUCCUGUCGCCACUGCAGCCGCGGCGGUCGUGAGCUUCAGCGCUGCUUCCUCUUCCUCUUCUCCUUCUUCUUCUUCUUCUUCUUCAAGAUUGAGACUUGGUGGUGGGGGUGGGGGGGGCGAAGAGAUUGUUGAGAAAGGUCGGAGGCUGCCUUAUAGCUAUGACCCAGAGGCCAUCGCCGCAUACUUCAGGGGGUAUCCACAGAAAGUGAUUCUGAGGGCGACGUAUAUAGCACUUCGAGGGGCGAAGCUUGGAUUACAUCUGCUUCUGGACUGGCAGAGAGGUCAAUUAGCCGAGAUGGAGAAGGAACGAGCUCGGGAACUUCAACUGCUUAUCACUCAGCUAGGUCCGACGGCUAUAAAGAUUGGCCAAGCUCUGAGCAUCAGGCCAGAUCUGCUGCCUGUGGGUUACUUGGAGGAAUUGCAGAAGCUGCAAGAUCGCGUGCCUCCCUUCUCGAGCGAGCAAGCCCGAGCGAUCAUUCAAGAGAGCCUGGGCCAGCCUGCAUCGGAGAUCUUCUCCGAGCUCACAGAGGAACCUGUGGCUGCAGCAUCCCUCGGGCAGGUGUACAAAGGCCGUCUAAGAAAGAACGGGGACCUCGUUGCGCUGAAGGUGCAGAGACCUGGUGUGCUGGAAGACAUUUCGCUGGACUUAUUUCUUCUGCGCAAUUUUGCGAAGAUUGCCAAGUUCGUCUUGAGGUUGAAUAGCGACACGGUGGCUCUGCUGGACACCUGGGCGACGCGGUUCUUCGACGAGCUGGACUAUGUCCGAGAGGCUGCAAAUGCUAUGCGCUUUGCGGAGGACAUGAAAUCUCUGCCGCACAUCAUUGUCGCCGACGUGUACUUGGAGUACACCUCUCGCAAGGUGCUCACAACGAAGUGGAUCGACGGCGAGAAGCUGUCAGAAAGCUCGGCAGAUGAUGUUGGGUCUUUGGUAGACAGUAUGCUGUACUGCUACCUGACUCAGCUGCUGGAGACGGGGUUUCUACAUGCCGACCCGCAUCCAGGGAACCUGCUGCGCACACCAGAGGGCAACCUCUGCGUUCUGGACUUCGGUCUGAUGACCGAGGUAACGGAGGAUCAACGGUACACAUUGAUAGAGUACGUUUCCCAUCUGCUCAACUCCGACUACGAGAAGGUAGCCGAGGACCUCGUGAGGCUUGGCUUUAUUCCUGACCGGAUCGACGACCCAGAGGAGGCUGCGAAGAUCGCACCGGCUCUCAGUCGAGUGUUCGGUCAGCUUGUGCAGGGGGGGGGGUUCGCCAAUGUCAACGUUGCCAAGCUCACAUCGGAUUUGGCGAAGAUGUCAGAGGACUAUGUCUUUGUGAUUCCACCCUACUUUGCAAUGAUUCUGCGAGCCUUUGGGGUGCUUGAGGGCAUUGGACUGGAUGCAGACCCCAAUUAUGCAAUUGUAAAUGGGUGUUAUCCCUACAUAUCAAAACGACUGCUUAUAGAUGACAGCCCAAGGGUUCGAGGAGCUUUGCAAUACUUCCUUUACGCAGGGAAGGAUCACAUUAAUGUGGAUAGGUUGGAGAACCUGGCAGGAGGCCUUCAAUCUUUCCGGACUUUGAUGGACUCGGCACCGAAGGCUACGACGGCGGCCGCUGAAGGGGGGGGGGUUGACUCGGCCCUCUCAAGGCAAAGGAGAGGCUCCUCUGGAGUGGACCCUGUUGCUAGAGAAGCAUUGAUGCUGGUGUUUGCAAGGGAAGGGAGCUUCAUCCAGGAGUUGCUGCUCAAAGAGCUGACCAGGACAAUAGAUGUGCUGUCAAGGGAAGCUUGUGCAGAGCUGUGGAGAAUGGCGACGACCCGGCUGCUGCGGCUGCCGUUGCCUUUGCCGUUGCCGUGGUCGUUGUCUGGUCGGGGAGCGUCGUGGCCUCUCCCUUUGCCGGGAGUCGCAAUGGGUGCGGUAAUGAUGGCCAGCCUGACGGAAGAAGACCGGAGGUCCAUCGACACAGCGCGCAGAAUCUGGGCCGUGGUGGAACCCCAGCUCUGGUCCCUGGUGGAACCUCAGCUCAUGCAGCCUGUGAAUGCACGUGGAGUGGCAGAGGCAGCCCAAGACAUUGUUCCUCUUCUGUAUGAACUGCUCCCUGGUUUCAGUGUCACGGUGCAACGGUUUACGAUCAUGCUCCUCCAGAGACUCACCUUGCGCCUAGCGGAUGACCUCGACGGCCAGAAUUCCAUUGCAGAAUGGGAAAGGCUGUACUCUUUGUCACCGCCAAGUAAACCAGCAGCACCGUCGAUUUGACGAUAUGGAUGCGCAUCAUCAACUUAUGUCAAGCCAGAAAGAGUUCAAGAGGGGGAGGUCUGUAUGACCCUUGCUGAAAAAGUAUAGCUUUGUUUUGUUCACCGAGGAGGCCACCGUCUUCGCCCGAACCAAAUAGAACGCCCGGUAAUUGCUGCCGUAUCUCGACUGACUUUAAGUCCCACCAAAUGCAGCUAUGAUUACCGGGUGUUCUAUUCCUCCGGUGUAGACGGUGGUAGUCAACUAACUACUCUGCAAAGCCACAACAGACCAAAUCAGCUAGCUCACACACACACACACACACACACACACACACACACACACACACACACACACACACACGCACACACAAGCAGCGAUGAUACCAAAUUUCCUCCCAGGUAGGUAGUCUUAUCAGCACCAUUAACACUGGCGGAGGUGCCUUCUUAAAAAAAAAAAAAGAAGACCACUGCUUGUGGGAGUGUCGUGAAGUGUUUUCACUUUAAGCUGCUACUGUAGUAUCUUCUGAGUCUUGGCGCUGCCAAACCUCUGGCUUGUUGAAAGGUCUCGAGUGAAAUGCACAAAAUGCUGCUCAACCAAAAGGAGGAGGCCCAGGCUGUUCGACUUCGUCAUCUCUCACCUUCAUUGAGAGCAAUACGGCGGUGUCCACGACUGCAGGCCAAGGCAGCAUCCAGUUGCUGUUGAAGACUACUACCUGUUUGCAUUGCUGCUGAGCAGCUUAUGGUGGAGGCUGGUUGGCUGGCGACUGUGAGAACAGAGUGGAGGGGAAUAAGUCAAAAUAAACCUUGUUGACGUCCAUGAACAAAAAAGGGUCGUCAAUGGGGAAAGAUUGGAAGGUUUGAGGAGUUUACGAGGCUGGACGGUGGCCCUUCGACGCCUACGUAGUACGUACUGAGCUAGGUAGAGCUGUUUGAUAAUAGGUUGUGGGAAACACAUGUUGAUUGCGAUACUAAGCUUGCUGGUAAGAGUGCUGAUACCGGCAGUCCCCCCUCCUUGUCACAUCUCUUGACAAGUUAAGAGAACACCGCAUGGUGACCUGCCUGACAUUCAAAUCUGGGACUUGGAAACACAUGUACAUGAUUCCACAUUUGGAGGAUCGUUAGUUUUGAUUGGCUGCCAGUGGAUAAGCACACCAGAAACUACAUCAUCUGGUUCACGGCUGAAGACUGGAGAUACCCUUCUCUGCUCAAAAUGACAGUAGUACCACACUUUUCUGUCGGUAGGGUAUGGAAGAAGACAUUAGUGUCACUGAAGUGCGCGGAAGGAGUGUCCUUUAGCAUCAAAAGGAGAUCAUGAGAUCGCGUGAACAUCUCUGCUGGUGGAGGCGGCUUGGUGCUCUUCCCGUGAGCACCAUAUGAACUUUAUAAAGUAAGAUAGAUAAGAUAGAUAGAUACCUUGGAUCUUAGUGAAGCUGCCACGUGGACAAAUUCAGACUCUGAAGAGUAUGUGUUGUCAUUGUGCCAAGUGAGGCCAUUGGAAGAGUGCCAGCCCUGUCUCUUAUACACAUCUAGAUGUGUAUAAGAGACAGGUGUGUGUGUGUGUGUGUGUGUGUGUGUGUGUGUUUGUCUGCACAUCUCAACAAACGGGUCUACAUUCA